AUGUAUGAAGAAAAUUGGGAUGAUCCAAAUGACAUAUCAUAUGCUCCAGCUCAAGUUUCGUCAAACACUUUUUACCCUUCAAAUAAUAGUGAUAAUGAUACUUAUUCUAUUAACAAUAAAGAAAAAGAUCAACAACAAAUAAAUACUAGUUACAGUAAUCAUGAAAGGAGAUCAUACAAUGAUUCGUUUAAUUUAGUUAUAAGAGUUGAAAAUUCUAAAAUUGGAAUGAUUAUUGGAAAACAUGGAUCUAAAAUAAAAGAAUUACAAGAAAAAACUGGGGCACAGAUAAAGAUAGGUAAGCCAUGUCCAGAUGAUAAUUAUCUAACAGAGGUAAUUUUAAUCGGAAGUCAAAAUGCUAAAACAAAAUGUAAUGAUUUAAUAAAUGAAAUUAUCAUUUCGAGAAAUUCGAAUGUUUACACGUAUAAAAGUUCACAUAACGAAGAAAAUUCUGUGCCUUUUAUCGAUUGGGAUUCAUUAAAUCAAAAAGCUGCGAUUGCAGAAGCUGAAAGAUGGGUAAAUUGUCCACCCAUAAUAAAAAAUUUUUAUAUUGAAGAUUCUGUUAUUGCUAACAUGAGUGAAAUAGAAGUAGAGGAAUUGAGGAAAAAAAAAUCUAUCAUAAUUAAUAAUGAAAUGGAUUUUGAAGAAAAAAUAUUAAAUCCGAUUCAAACUUUUGAACAAGCAUUUCAACAUUAUCCGGAAAUAUUGGAUGAAAUUGAAAAACAAGGAUUUAAAGUUCCCUCUCCCAUACAAUCACAAGCAUGGCCAAUAUUACUUUCUGGAAAAGAUUUAAUUGGAAUUGCUCAAACGGGAACUGGUAAAACUUUGGCAUUUCUUCUACCUGCUCUUAUACACAUCGAUGGUCAAAAAAUUCCUGGGACAAAACCUAGAGGAGGUCCCAACGUACUAAUAAUUGCACCCACACGAGAACUUGCAUUGCAAAUUGAAAAUGAAGUGAAAAAAUAUUCUUAUAAAAAUAUCAAAUGUCUUUGCGUUUACGGUGGUGGUAAUAGAAGGGAACAAAUAAACACAGUUCAAGAGGGGGUUGAAAUUAUAAUAGCUACACCAGGUCGUUUAAACGAUUUGGUAAAUAACAGCUAUAUUACUUUAUCUUCAAUUACUUACAUAGUUUUAGACGAAGCUGAUCGAAUGUUGGACAUGGGAUUCGAACCACAAAUUAGAAAAUUAUUACUUGAUAUUCGUCCCGAUCGACAGUCUGUCAUGACCAGUGCUACAUGGCCAAAUGAUGUUCAAAGAUUGGCAAAAAGAUACAUGUCAAAUCCAAUUCAAGUUUUUAUCGGUUCUUUAGAUUUAACAGCCGUACAUUCAGUUCUACAAAGAGUUUAUAUAAUUAAUGAAGGGGAUAAAAAAUCUUACCUUUUUGAUAUCCUUCGAAAUCUCAAAGAAGAAGAAGAUAAAAUAAUUGUAUUCGUUGGGAAAAAAAACAUGGCGGAUGAUUUAUCAUGCGAUUUAUCAUUGAAUCGUUUUAUGUGUCAAUGCAUACACGGGGGAAGAGAACAAAUGGACAGAGAGCAAGCUUUGGAUGAUUUUAAAACGGGUUGCGUUAAAAUUUUAAUUGCCACGGAUGUUGCCAGUCGUGGGAUAGACAUUUCCGACAUAACGAAAGUUUUAAAUUACGAUUUUCCAAAUAAUAUUGAAGAAUACGUUCAUAGAGUCGGUCGUACGGGUAGAGCGGGUAAAACGGGUGAAGCCAUAACUUUUUUCACAAGAUCUAAUUGGAUGCACGCAGGAGAUCUCAUUUCAAUAAUGGAAGAAGCUAAUCAAUCCGUACCGAUUGAAUUGUACGAAAUGAGAGAAAGAUAUUUAAAACGUCAAGAAAUGAAAUGUGAUGAUAAAUUUUUGGAGAAAAAAAAAACAAACAGAUGGAAGAAGUAG
Messenger RNA from Pediculus humanus corporis (human body louse), 1893 nucleotides. RefSeq names its product DEAD box ATP-dependent RNA helicase, putative. The record is from RefSeq and is a predicted model, not a curated record. Lineage: Eukaryota; Metazoa; Arthropoda; Insecta; Psocodea; Pediculidae. The coding region runs from base 1 to 1893 and encodes 630 amino acids. Gene Ontology annotation, molecular function: RNA helicase activity; RNA binding; ATP binding. The transcript has 12 exons.